Beta vulgaris subsp. vulgaris (sugar beet) is the source of this 813-nucleotide messenger RNA. RefSeq lists its product as uncharacterized. The coding region runs from base 1 to 813 and encodes 270 amino acids. Lineage: Eukaryota; Viridiplantae; Streptophyta; Magnoliopsida; Caryophyllales; Amaranthaceae. The transcript has a single exon. The record is from RefSeq and is a predicted model, not a curated record.
AUGGUGUGCACUAUUCAGAAUGGGAUGCAUAAGAUGACACUAAUAGCAGUUUAUGGUCUCCAUACCAUUUUAGACAGGAAGUGUCUAUGGAGGGGAUUGUUAGGUUAUAUGCAAAACCAUGAUCCUAUGAUUAUAAUUGGAGAUUAUAAUGCAAUAUGUAACUCUAAUGAUGGAGCAAAUGGGACCCUGGUAACAGAUGAUGAAACUGAGGACUUUGAAGAUUUCUUACUCCAAUCAAGCUUGAUAGAGGCUAUGAGUGCAGGGCUCUUAUAUUCCUGGUCUAAUAGUAGUGUGGGGAGUGAGAGGGUGGUUAGCAUAAUUGACAAGGCCUUUGUGAACCAUGCCUGGGUAAGGAUGUAUGCAGGGGUUGUUGUGCAAUAUCUAGCACCUGGGAUCUCUGAUCAAUCUCCUCUACUGUUUACUUUACAGGAUGAUAGUCAGCAAGGGGGCAGACCACUCAAAUUUAUGAAUAUUAUGUAUGAUCAUGUUGAUUUCCUUGACACUAUGGAAAAAGCCUGGAGCUCAGUUAAAAGUAGAUAUAGGUUACAGUCAGUCUGGUUGAAGUUAAAAGUUAUCAAGAUAGAAUUGAAGAUGAUGGAAAUUCAUAAGUUUGGCAAACCUCAUGACAAGGUGGAGUAUUUAAGACAAAAGCUCUGUGAUCUACAAAAUCAAGUUGAUUUUAACAAAAAUGGGGAAGCGCAGAGUAAUGCAAAGGUUCUAAGUGAUGAAUUGAGACAUUGGUCUUAUAUUGAGGAGAAUAUUCUUCAGCAAAAGGCGAGGAUUAACUGGCUGAAACAGGGUGAUGCAAAUUAG